This is a messenger RNA of Erigeron canadensis, 1380 nucleotides long. RefSeq lists its product as uncharacterized. The coding region runs from base 1 to 1380 and encodes 459 amino acids. Lineage: Eukaryota; Viridiplantae; Streptophyta; Magnoliopsida; Asterales; Asteraceae. The record is from RefSeq and is a predicted model, not a curated record. The transcript is spliced from 10 exons.
AUGGUGUUGGUUGAUGAAAAGGGUGCAAAGAUUCAAUGUACUGUCAAGAAGGACUUGGUUCCUAUGUUUGAUGAACUGAUCAAGGAAGAUGCUGCUGUGAUUAUCAAGAGAUUUGGUGUUGGAAAAAACGAUGACCCCUUCCCUGUCGUCCAACAUAAGCUAAAGUGUAACUUUUACAAAACUACUGAAGUGCAACAUGGUGUGCCUUUUACAUACAGUGGCUAUGGUUUCUCAUUCUUGCCUUUCAAUGAGAUUACUGUGACUAAGGCUAGAGAUAAAGAUGUCCUCAACAUUGAUGUCAUUGGUUGUGUAAGUUGGUGUGGAAAUCUUGAGGUGUUCAAGUCUGCAACUCAAACAAGCAAGAGGUUCAACAUGGAGUUGAAAGAUUUGGAUGGUAGAACCCAGCGUUGCACUUUGUGGAAUGAUUAUGCAAUUCAGUUUAAUGCGUUUUUGGAGCAGAACAAAUCUGAAGAGCAUGUCAUUGCCAUCAUGCAACAUGCUCUCAUUAAUGAAUGGAAGGAAAACUUGACAGUUCAAACUGAUAAAUUUGGUACAAGAAUUUUUAUAAAUGAAGAUAUCCAAGAGGCUAAUGACUUUAGGAGGAGGUUGAUACUUAAGGAAGGAGUUAAUGAAGUUUCCCAUACAACUUUAGCUUCACAGACUGUUUACCCAAAUCGCUUAGAGUUUAUCCUAAAUACCGAUAAGAAACAGUUGGAUGAAGUGAGAGAUUCUGAAGAGACUAGAGACUUUGUGGUGGUGGCCACAAUCGCUAUGCUUGAGCAAGAGUUUGGAUGGUUUUUUAUUGGUUGCCGCAAAGAUGGUAAGAAAGUGAUUACCAAGAUGGAGUACUUGGAAGUUGUAGAUGAAAAUGAACUCACUGAUGAGCUGAUUAGUGCUCCAGCUGACAGUCUAUGGUGUCGAAAAGAAAAAGCAAUUGCAACAGAAGUUGUACCUAAGCAAUUGAACAACAAUGAUGAUGAGUCUUACCCUCAUGAACUUGAAGGCCUCUUAAAUGUGAAAGUGGCAUGUAAGAUCAAGAUUGACAAAUACAAUCUGAAACACAAGGGCAGUGCUUAUACUGUUAUCAAGAUGUGUGAUGAUCCUGAUAUCAUUGCUGAAUUAGAAGAACCAGCAGAACCAGAAAACAACAGUGACGUCCAGGGAGAGCCUUCAAUGCUUCAACUAGCAACUGUUAAACUUGGUGAGUCGCAAGGUGCACCGGAUUCAAAGGAUGCAUUCUCGGUUACUGGCGAUUCUUUGGCCACCGAGAUUGAGAAAGAUAGUGAGACCAGUCCGUUGCAGAAAAGAGCUAAUGAAACUCCCGGUGUUGAAUCAACAAACAAAGUUGGGAAAAGGAUGCGCAGACCCAAAAUUUACUAG